Molecule: messenger RNA, 912 nt
Organism: Aegilops tauschii subsp. strangulata
Lineage: Eukaryota; Viridiplantae; Streptophyta; Magnoliopsida; Poales; Poaceae
Source: RefSeq, a predicted model, not a curated record
AUGGCCGCAAGGGGCGGCGUGUCCUCGUCGUCGGCCUCGCCUUCUUCACCACCGUUGCGACGCCGGCCGUCCGUCCGCGCGUGCUGCGCGCGGGGCCUCGCUUCUGUCGGCCGUGUCCAUCCACGCGCCGCUCCUCGCCUGGCUUCACCUGUUGACCGCGGGCGACCUCUGCGUCCGCUCGUUGCCAACGCACAAGCCGUCGGCCUCCCGGUCUGCUGCCGCUCCCAAGUCCGCGUCCACAUCGCCUCGGCCGCCCGCGCUGCUCCGACUGCUCGCACCGGCUGUCUCAACCUGCUCCGCCCGUGGCCGGCUGCUCUGUUUCGCCUGCCGUUUCCACCUCCUUCACCCGUGGCCGGCUGUUGCUCUGCCUGCGCGCCCCAUCCCGGGUCGUCUGCCGACUCGCCGUUAGCUGGCCGCGCCGCCUCGUGCUGCUCCGGCCUCACGCCGCCGGCUACCGCCUCGUGCCUGGCCCCGCUCCUCCGCCUGGCCAGCGCCACGCCUGCGUCGUUGUGCCGCCUCCAUCCCGCGCGCACGGCCCCCCGUUUUGCUGCUCCGAGUGCCCGCUCCUCCGUGCCAUCUCGCCGCCUGGUGCAGGCCGGGUCCCGCGCGUCCUGGCCGGCUGCUGCGCGCCCGGGCCAGCACCUCCGCCCCGCACCGACUUCGCCCCCGCGCCGGCUGCCCAGCUCCCGGACGCCGACUGCUCCGCUCCGGCUCCCCACGGCCGCCUCCGCGCGCCGCCCGUUCUGGCCACCUGCAGGCUUCUCGCAGGCCGGCUCCCCCACAACCCGGCCCGCCGGCUUCGCCCACAACCCGGCCUGCCUGGCCGGCUGCCGGCUCUCACCAUUCGGCUGCCCGUGGCCAGCUGAAAAAGAAAAAGGGGGCGCGUGCAUCCGGCUGCCCAGGGCCGGCUGA